AUCUUGCUUCCCACAAACACUUCACCAGACUAUAAGUACUCCACAGCUUUAUCCCUUUCAACCUAACAUUGUUACUUGGAAUCCUGGAUGCAUAGACAUUUCGCGUGGAAUUGUAUUUCAACCUCAUGAGGGAAUAACGUAUUAUUCGCACGCGCCUUCAGACUUGAGCGAGAUGCCCGAAGAGCCCGCGCGAGACUCCACCAGUUCACCCGUGUCUCCAGUGGACAGCCUCAGCAACAGCGACGGAGAGCCCGACAGGCCACCUAAAAGAUCCACGAGGAAAAGACGGCCGAGCAGAAAAAACGGGGAGGAUUCCGAUAGCUCGACUCAAGGGAAAAAGGGGAAGAAGACCAGCAACAGCAGCAGCAGCCCUCAGUCUUUUGAAGAGCUGCAGACUCAGCGUGUGAUGGCGAAUGUGCGCGAGCGACAGAGGACGCAAUCACUCAACGAGGCGUUCUCAGCUUUGCGCAAAAUCAUCCCCACUUUACCGUCCGAUAAACUGAGCAAAAUACAGACGCUUAAACUCGCAGCCAGGUACAUUGAUUUUCUCUAUCAGGUUCUACAGAGUGACGAGCUGGACUCCAAGAUGGCAAGUUGUAGUUAUGUUGCGCACGAGCGCUUAAGCUACGCGUUCUCGGUUUGGAGGAUGGAGGGCGCUUGGUCCAUGUCUGCAUCUCACUAGUGUGCAGGGAAACUUGUGUGUGUGUGUGUGUGUGUGUGUGUGUGUGUGUGUGUGUGUGUGUGUGUGUGUGUGUGUGUGUGUGUGUGUGUGUGUGUGUGUGUGU
Molecule: messenger RNA, 785 nt
Organism: Xyrauchen texanus (razorback sucker)
Lineage: Eukaryota; Metazoa; Chordata; Actinopteri; Cypriniformes; Catostomidae
Product: twist-related protein-like
Exons: 1
Coding region: 173-682 (169 amino acids)
Biological process (GO): developmental process; regulation of transcription by RNA polymerase II
Molecular function (GO): RNA polymerase II transcription regulatory region sequence-specific DNA binding; protein dimerization activity; DNA-binding transcription factor activity, RNA polymerase II-specific
Source: RefSeq, a predicted model, not a curated record